This is a messenger RNA of Boleophthalmus pectinirostris (great blue-spotted mudskipper), 4037 nucleotides long. It is a transcript of the gene skic2, whose product is annotated as SKI2 subunit of superkiller complex. The transcript is spliced from 29 exons. The coding region runs from base 65 to 3844 and encodes 1259 amino acids. Lineage: Eukaryota; Metazoa; Chordata; Actinopteri; Gobiiformes; Gobiidae. Gene Ontology annotation, cellular component: Ski complex. The record is from RefSeq and is a predicted model, not a curated record. Gene Ontology annotation, biological process: nuclear-transcribed mRNA catabolic process, 3'-5' exonucleolytic nonsense-mediated decay. Gene Ontology annotation, molecular function: RNA binding; ATP binding; RNA helicase activity.
UUUAUUUUAGCAACAUCCGGAGCGACAUCAGCAACUUUUUCGGUUUCAUUUAUCAGUGCUGGGCAUGGAAAGAACCAAUGUGCCCCCGGUGGGCUCCAUGGACUUGCCUCUGUCCUUGUUGGAGAUGGGCUGCUCCGGACACUUUGAGCUGAUCACACAUCCCACACCGGGGCAGCCUUUGCCUCCACUCACCACGCUUCCCCAUGGUCUGCCCCCGACAAGUCUGAGUUUAGAAAAAGAAGUAGAAAAACAGUUUUUACAAGAUCCUGCAUGGCUGCCCAUCCAUGAUACAGACUUCUGUUUUCAGAAGUUUCUCAAAGUAACAAAGAGAGAGGUUAAUGUGGACUCUCUCCUUAACUGUGCUCCGACUCCUCUUCACUCCGGUCUGUCUGUGGUCCGAGACCCAACCACCGGGAUGCUCCUGGACUUCACAGAGGUGCUACUUGAAAACACUGAUCUCUCUGCGAAGAACUCUCUCUCAUUACAACGGCAGCCUGGUCCUCCAUCCGAGAGCCUUCGAGGGAGCAACACUAGUUACCCUUUCCUCCCAGGAGGAAUGGAGGAGCUCACUCUGGACCAAAUUAAAAAGAAGUCUGACUUGGAGGAGGAUAUUGACUUUGAAAAUGAUUUACUCAAAGUUGCUCCAGGACUGAAAACUGGGAUGGACUUCACUGAAAAAGAUGCCAAAGUAGCAAAGCCAGAGGUCAACCUCAUGUCCCUGUUGACCACAUACGACGGUAUUUCUGACUUCCAUCGAGAUGUCGAGGAGAAAGAGGAAGUGAAAGACACUAAAGAGGCUUCAACACUACCAAGGACAAACAGUCUCGAGGACCUUGGCAUCAAGGAUGCUGUCUCCUCAUUGACUUCGUCAGAAAAGAGCAAAGAUGAAAAAUUUAAAGAAAAACCAGAAGAGAAAAAGAAAUGGGCGAUUCCUGUUAACAUCAGCUCUCCCUGUGACGACUUCUAUAAACGCAUCCCGAACCCAGCGUUUAAGUGGCCAUUUGAGUUGGAUGUAUUUCAGAAACAGGCCAUCCUCAGACUGGAGGCUCACGACUCUGUGUUUGUGGCCGCUCACACUUCAGCAGGAAAAACAGUGGUUGCAGAGUACGCCAUUGCUCUGUCGCAGAAGCACAUGACAAGAACAAUCUACACCUCACCAAUCAAAGCCUUGUCCAAUCAGAAGUUCAGAGACUUUAAAACCACAUUCGGAGAUGUGGGCCUGCUCACGGGGGACGUACAGCUCAGCCCCGAGUCCUCCUGUCUCAUCAUGACCACAGAGAUCCUACGGUCGAUGCUGUACAAUGGCUCAGAGGUGAUCAGGGACCUGGAGUGGGUCAUAUUUGAUGAAGUUCACUACAUCAAUGAUGCUGAGAGAGGUGUGGUCUGGGAGGAGGUGUUGAUCAUGCUUCCAGAUCAUGUCAGCAUCAUUCUCCUCAGUGCCACUGUCCCAAAUGCUCUGGAGUUUAGUGAGUGGAUCGGUCGCAUAAAGAAGAGACACAUUUAUGUGAUAAGCACUAUGAAGAGACCAGUACCUCUGGAGCAUUAUUUGUACACAGGAAACAGCACCAAGACUCAGAAGGAACUGUUUCUGCUGCUGGACGCCACAGGCAACUUUCUCACCAAAGGAUAUUAUGCAGCAGUUGAAGCCAAAAAGGAGCGCACCAGUAAACACGCUCAGUCAUUUGGCACCAAGGGCACAAAUCAGAGCACUACAGCCAGUCAGGAUCGGUCGGUGUGGCUGACCCUGCUUCACUUCCUGUCUCAGAGACAGCAGACUCCAGUUGUGGCCUUCACCUUCUCCAGGACUCGUUGUGAUGAAAACGCUCGCUCGCUCGACUCCAUGGACCUCACUACCUCCAUAGAGAAGGCUGAGAUUCACUCGUUUUUCCAGAAAAGUUUGAGCCGACUGCGAGGUGGAGACAGACAGCUACCCCAGAUCCUGCUGAUGAGGGACCUGUUGAAGAGAGGCAUUGCUGUACAUCACAGUGGGAUCUUGCCCAUUCUGAAGGAGGUGAUCGAGAUGCUCUUCUCCAGAGGCCUGGUGAAGGUACUAUUUGCCACAGAGACGUUUGCGAUGGGAGUGAACAUGCCGGCCCGGACCGUGGUGUUUGACAGCAUCCGGAAACAUGACGGGACAGGAUUCAGGAACCUGCUACCCGGUGAAUAUAUUCAAAUGGCUGGGCGAGCAGGAAGAAGAGGACUGGACGCGACAGGGACAGUCAUCAUUCUGUGCAAAGCUGGAGUCCACGAAAUGUCCGACCUCCAUGUCAUGAUGCUGGGUAAGCCGACAAUGCUACAGUCCCAGUUCAGACUGACCUACACCAUGAUCCUGAACCUGUUGCGAGUUGAGGCUCUCAGAGUCACAGACAUGAUGAGGAGGAGCUUCUCCGAGAGCCACCGCGACACACAGGCGAGUGAGAGGCGUAUCAGUGAGCUGAAGCAGACCCUGUCCUCCCUGCCUCCUCUGGACACUGAGGGCCAGCUGUCUGACCUCCUGCCGUAUUACCACACUGUGACAGAGCUCAGGACCACUACGGAGACUGUACAGAAGGCCGUGUUGGAGUCCGUGAACGGGCUCAAAGCUCUGUCUGUUGGUCGAGUCGUGGUCGUCAACAACUCACAACAUCUCAACGCUUUAGGAGUCAUACUACAGCUGAUUCACCUCCAUCUCCUCAUCACUUUGCUUGUUUCUUGUCUCGAGGUCUCCAGUGACUCAGUGAAUCGCACCUUCACGGCUCUGAUCAUCUGUGACAAAGGGAACGAGGAGGGAGGUGGAAAAAACAACAGCGACACGUUUCCUCAUCUGUUCAACACGGCGCUGUUCAUCCCUGAAGGUCCCUGCAGUCACACAGUGCAGAAGCUGAAGCUGCAGGACAUUUCUGCGAUCACCGUGAAAACUCUCAAAGUGAUCCCCGACAGAAUCAUUGACAACUACAAUAAAAGACAGCAGCCACGAUUCAGGAAUGACCCUCCUGGACAGGCCAUCUCCACGGCAACCCAGGAGCUUCUGCGAUUGGCUGAGGCAAACCCAGGGGGUGUGGCUUCUCUGGACCCUGUGAAUGACCUGCAGUUGAAGAGUGUGGAAGUGGUGGAAGGGUGCAUGAGGCUCCGGCUGCUCCAAGACGCUCUCAGGGACUUCAACUGUAUCCACUCGCCCACUUUCGCUGAUCAGUUUUCUCGAGUUAAAGAGAGGAUGAGUGUCCAAGAGGAGCUGGACAAACUGCUGUUCCUGGUUUCAGAUCAGUCCCUGACGCUGCUGCCUGAGUAUCACCAACGAAUCAAGGUGCUGCAGUCUCUCCAGUACAUAGACAGCAGUGGGGCAGUCCAGUUGAAGGGGCGUGUGGCUUGUCAGAUUAGCAGUCACGAGCUGCUCCUUACCGAGCUCCUGUUUGAAAACUCCCUGAGCCCUCUGGCUCCUGAGGAGAGCGCCGCCCUGCUGUCCUGUCUGGUGUUUACACAGAACACACAGGUGGAACCGCAUCUUACCAACACGCUCAAAGAGGGCAUUGACCGUGUUCUAGCAGUGGCCAAGCGAAUCGGGGAGCUCCAGAUGGAUUGUGGGAUACCGCAGACUGCAGAGGAGUUCGUGGGACAGUUCAAGUUUGGACUGACAGAGGUGGUGUACUGCUGGGCCAGGGGCAUGCCCUUUGCGGAGAUCGCGCAGCUGACAGACGUCCAGGAGGGGACAGUAGUGCGCUGUAUUCAGAGACUGGACGAGGUGCUGAAGGAGGUCCGGCAGGCGGCCCGGAUCGUGGGAGACUCUGUUCUGGGAAGUAAAAUGGAGCGCGCUUCUUUGGCUAUUCGUCGGGACAUAGUCUUCACCGCGUCCCUGUACACCCACUGAGCCCCGUGUGAAGUCUGAGAGGGAAGAAGAGGGUUGCCAAUCACGGAGGAGGGACCGUGAACGCAGCAACGUGCCUACAAUAAUCAUGUUUACAUUAAAGAGUGCAAGAAUGGACAAUUUUAGCAGGACAAAGAUACAAGAAAAUGAAAUCCAGAUUGUAAUUUAUUGUACAGAAAUAAAACACUGAAAACUA